Cooperia oncophora is the source of this 1140-nucleotide messenger RNA. The record is from the annotation of a GenBank genome assembly. NCBI's taxonomy places the organism in Eukaryota, Metazoa, Nematoda, Chromadorea, Rhabditida, Trichostrongylidae.
AUGAUUGGUAUUGAUUCCGCCACCGGCAGAUAUCUGCACGGUAACGAACAUCUGCGUCAGUCCGUCACCGAUAUUUUGUCAACACCAGUCGGCAGCCGGGUACUUCUCAGGGAAUACGGCAGCAGGUUGUUCAGUCUGCUUGAUAACCCGCAGGAUGAUUUCACACGGGUGAGGAUUGUCCGUGAGACGGUUACCGCUCUUGAACGCUGGGAACCGAGACUGACGAUCCGCCGUGUGGAGGCCAUUAUUGAUUUGUCCGCGAUACCUGUACCGGAUGCGGUGGAGGUGCCGGACACCGCUGUGCUGGUCACUCAGAUAGUGGCGAAAUAUCAGGAACUGGACACGUUGUUUUCGGCCCUGGUGGAAUCAGAUCCGGCGUAUAAAUGGGCGGAGGCGCUUGCUUUUCGGGUGGCGCUGAUGCGCCAGCAGGUCAAUGAUGCAGUCCGGGCUGUACUGCUUGCCAGUGCCCGCAGGAACGAUCUGGAUCAGAUUGGUGCGAAUUUUCAGGUGCAACGUCUGGUGAUUACUCCGGCAGAUGACAGCACUAUCCCGCCCACACCGGCGGUGUAUGAAGGGGAUGAUGCCUUUCGUGAGCGUAUUCAGUUGUCGUGGGCGCGACUCAGUACAGCCGGUGCGAAAAAUGCUUACCAUUAUUUUGCACAGAGUGCUGAUCCUGAUGUGCUGGAUGUGAAAGCCUACGGGCCGGAAACGCAUUCACAGGAAGGGCGUGUUUUUCUUUAUGUGUUAUCGCGAACCGGAAACGGUACGGCAUCGCAACCCCUGCUGGAUAAGGUGGCAGCGUCAGUCAAUGAUGAUGAAAUUCGACCUCUGACGGAUUUUGUCAGUGUCCGUGCGGCAGAAAUUAUUCCCUACGAUGUGGUUGCAGAUAUUCAUAUUCCCUACGGGCUGGAUGGUGAACUGGUGAUGAAAAAUGCCCGUCAGGCGCUGCAGACAUACACUGACAGUGUUCACCGGAUUGGUUCUGUGGCGUCCUGCUCCGGUAUGGACGGAGCCCUGCAUCAGACGGGGGUGAUUACGGUGGCACUGAAAUCGCCGGCCAGUGAUAUUGUUCCGGCGAUGGGACAGGCUCCAUGGUGUCGCUCAGUCACACUGAACAAGGUGGAGGCAACCGAUGAAUGA